UCCUAUUCGUCAGAAGCAACCACUGUUUAUAGUCAAAUAUGACUUUUCUUUGAUUUUUCUAAAUUUAAACAGAUUCGUCUGUAUAUACCUAUAUGUGUGCACAUAUAAAUAUGUAGUUAUACACUUUUUUUUUUUCCAUGCAGAACAUAUGGGUCUGCAGCUUGACUUAUUUACUUAUUAUAUCCUGGACAUCUUUCCAAGAUAGUGCAUAUUGAUCUCCCUUGAUCUUUCUAAUGGCUGCAUAGAAUGUGUAUAUCACAGUUUUUUCAACCCUGGUCCUACUGAUAGAUGUUUAGAUUUUUUCCAGUGUUUCCAGGGUUUCAGUAUAUAUUCUCAUACAUUUAUCUAUCCCUUGCCGAACUAGUUCUCUAGAAUUAAGUUCUAAAAGUAGGAUUGUUGAGUUGAAGAGUAUGUAUAUUUUAAAUUUGAAUAAACCUGUUGCCAUUGAGUCGAUUCCGACUCAUAGCGACUCUAUAGGACAGAGUAGAACUGCCCUAUGGAGUUUCCAGGGAGCACCUGGUGGAUUCGACCCUUUGGUUAGCAGCCAAGCUCUUAACCACUAUGCCACCAUUUGAAUAGGUGUUGAUAAAUUGCUUUCCGAGAUGGGGCACCCCUUUAUACUCUCAAAGCAGUGCAUGACAGUAACUGUUUUCCCGUUGCCUUUGCAGUAAUGGAUAUCAAAGGGCUUUUGAAAUUUCUGCCAACCUGACAGAAAAGAAUGGCAUCUGAGCACUACUGUAUGGUGGCAUGAGAGAGUCUCAGCCUGAAGCAGAAAUCCCUCUCCAGGACACCACUGCAGAAGCAUUCACAAUGCUGCUUAAAUACAUCUACACUGGGCGAGCGACACUGACAGAUGAGAAGGAGGAGGUGCUGCUGGACUUUUUGAGCCUGGCUCAUAAAUACGGAUUUCCAGAGCUGGAGGAUUCUACCUCUGAAUAUCUCUGCACCAUACUUAACAUUCAGAAUGUCUGCAUGACUUUUGAUGUUGCCAGUCUCUACUCGCUUCCCAAGUUAACUUGUAUGUGCUGCAUGUUUAUGGACAGAAAUGCUCAGGAGGUGCUCUCAAGUGAAGGUUUCCUCUCCCUUUCUAAGACAGCACUUUUAAACAUCGUAUUAAGAGAUUCAUUUGCAGCUCCUGAAAAAGAUAUUUUUCUAGCCUUGUUAAACUGGUGUAAGCACAACUCGAAGGAGAAUCAUGCUGAAAUCAUGCAGGCUGUGCGCUUACCUCUGAUGAGCCUCACUGAACUCCUGAAUGUUGUGAGGCCUUCGGGACUGCUGUCUCCUGAUGCCAUUCUGGAUGCUAUUAAAGUACGGUCAGAGAGCCGGGACAUGGACCUCAAUUACAGAGGCAUGCUCAUACCAGAAGAAAACAUUGCAACUAUGAAGUAUGGAGCCCAGGUUGUAAAAGGAGAGCUGAAGUCUGCCUUAUUAGAUGGUGAUACUCAAAAUUAUGAUUUGGAUCAUGGAUUUUCUAGGCACCCAAUUGAUGAUGACUGCCGUUCUGGCAUCGAGAUUAAGUUAGGUCAGCCGUCCAUCAUCAAUCACAUGCGGAUACUCCUGUGGGACCGGGACAGCCGGUCUUAUUCAUACUUCAUUGAAGUGUCCAUGGAUGAACUUGACUGGAUCAGAGUGAUCGAUCAUUCACAAUAUCUGUGUCGUUCUUGGCAAAAAUUGUAUUUUCCAGCCCGUGUCUGCAGGUUAGUUCUCAUAAAUAAGAAAUGAUUUUGAUUUUUACGUAAGGAGAUUUGAGCUUUGAGAAACAGACUGCAUUUUUCCAUCUUAUGGAAGAAGAGUUUUUUAGGGUAUCAGCUGCCAAACACAUGUCAACUAAAAAACUUUGGGAAGCUGUGGGAAAUUAUGGAUCUUAAUAUUUAGAGUGUGUUGUGGAGCCAUUUAUCCAAAAUGUUUUAUCCUGUAUUUAUGUAGUAGAUAUGUAAAUGAAUAAGAAGGAACAGGGAACACUUGAGCAGUGGAUAUUCUUUUUAAACUCCAUGCUGUACAUUGAAAACAGAGUUAUUGUUCGGGAGGGGGUGUGUCCUUCCCAUGAAAGCCAUGGGAGAUAUUUCUGGAGGCUUCCUUAGUAGUCCUCAGAGCAAGGAGAAGGUUUUGGGUGCAUGUUCUGGUUAGCAGUUAAUAAAAUGGGGUUUGACAGAGCAGGUGUUUCAAGUGGGGUUGGGGUUGGGGCAAGGAAGGUUGAGCUGGUGAGGCUCCAGGCCCACAUCCUCCCUUCAACCGAAGCACCUUAGCAUUUAUUGUUGUUGUGGAUUGCAGCCCAGUAAAGAUUGUUUUUAAAAGGCAAUGAAAAAGCUACUGUUGUAGUAUUUCAUAUUCUUUUUAACUUUCUUUAUGAAAUUCUGCAAAACCUAUAAGAAUUAAUGGGUUUGGGAGUUGGGAAAGGUGGUUAAAGGCUCUUGAAAUUCUGUUGUAUUAGUUUUCCCCCUGGAUGAUGGCUUUUGCCUUUUUGCCUGUGUUUUGUAUCUUUGAGACCU
Messenger RNA from Trichechus manatus latirostris (Florida manatee), 2489 nucleotides. RefSeq names its product BTB/POZ domain-containing protein 9. Bases 748 to 1722 code for a protein of 324 amino acids. The transcript is spliced from 5 exons. Lineage: Eukaryota; Metazoa; Chordata; Mammalia; Sirenia; Trichechidae. The record is from RefSeq and is a predicted model, not a curated record. Gene Ontology annotation, molecular function: protein binding. Gene Ontology annotation, biological process: modulation of chemical synaptic transmission; adult locomotory behavior; circadian behavior. Gene Ontology annotation, cellular component: cytoplasm.